Molecule: messenger RNA, 1188 nt
Organism: Spirometra erinaceieuropaei
Lineage: Eukaryota; Metazoa; Platyhelminthes; Cestoda; Diphyllobothriidea; Diphyllobothriidae
Source: the annotation of a GenBank genome assembly
AUGCUGGGUGAGAAGACCUGCAAGUGUUGUCUUCAGGAGACGGUGAUCGAAGGCACACCUUGGGCACUUCGCUUGCAUAUCGCCCGAUCGAGUGCCGGGUGCGUUGAAAUCAUCCGUGAGAAUAAAAUCAGGUCGAUUAGCGAUCUCUUUCAUGUUUUCCAGCAGCCAAGUACCGGUGCCGGGCUCAGUCCUCGCUGAUAGGUACACAGCUAUGGUUUCAAGAGACUGUGGCCCUCGUGUUUUUUAAUCGGCCAAAUAGCCUCCGUAUCGUCGGCAAUCUUCUCAGUCCUCUCAUAAAAUGUCAGAUUUUUCUUUGAACAGGUGGCAACUUCACUCUGACGGCCCCUUCAGCCUCUCUUGAGUAACUGGCACCCCGGUAGUGCUAUUUCGCAAUCGUUGAUGCUCUGUGGCAGCCAAGUUUCUGCUAUUGCUUUAGCAUUUCAGUGUAUAUUGUUUACCAGUAUUUUCAAUUUGCCGGACUCCGAAAACAGACUCUGGGCGUCGUUAUACAAGAAUUUCGGUGCAGAAUACUCGGCAGUGUCCAGGUCAGUUAGCCUUGAGUUUGACACUACUACGUUAACGUUACCAUAAUCAGCAUUAUUUGGUCCCUCUGCCACACAGUGUUUCUCCACAUUACUCGUCCCUUCGAAAUAGCCAUGAUUUUCUUUCUCCAUCUGCAGGUCUCCUUUCCAACUCGGUCACUAAUUUGCGGCAUUCAGACGUUCGUAUGGAGAGGAGUUAUGUUAAAGAGCCUUAUGAGAAUUCCGGGGGUUGGUAUUACUUGAGAGAAUCAACCUGGCCUCCUACUUCUCACCCGACACGACUUUAAUAGGUUGUGAUCAUGGUGGCGGCCGCGGCCUUGGCCACUGUUACUUCACUGCUCGUGUUUGGACAAACAACACUGUCUGGGGCAGAGUUCAGGAUCCUCAUGGGGGAUUUGCGAAAACGACAACGACGUCCUCUUUCUGAGAGCUUGUUCCGGACAAUACCUCGUGAAGUCAGCGUAGAUUACGCCAAUCCCACCCUCCUUUCCCCUACUACUACUACUACUACUACUACUACUACUACUACUACUACUACUACUACUACUACUACUACUACUACUACUACUACUACUACUACUACUACUACUACUACUACUACUACCACUACUACUACUACUACUACUACUACUACUACUACUACUGA